Molecule: messenger RNA, 1694 nt
Organism: Aspergillus aculeatus ATCC 16872
Lineage: Eukaryota; Fungi; Ascomycota; Eurotiomycetes; Eurotiales; Aspergillaceae
Exons: 4
Coding region: 1-1575 (524 amino acids)
Source: RefSeq, a predicted model, not a curated record
AUGGCCAAUAGAAUAUCCGUCCCCCCCAACGACCCUCAAAACCCCCGCUGGCUCCUCGACCUCCAGCAGUGGAGAAUCGUACCCUACACCGAUAUUCCCCAAAGAAUUCUCGAUGGUGAAGGUUACGGUAUCGUCUCCUAUACCUGGGGCUACAUCGUUGAUGAUGGCAAGCCCGCCUCCGACCCCCCCCAGGGUCUUCUAUGGGACGUCCCCGCCGUCAAGGGCUGGACACUCGCCAAAGCACGACAGGUGAUGGAGACAAUUGGGACUCGGUAUAUUUGGUGGGACUGGAUGUGUGUUCCUCAGAGCGGGGAGCGGAUGCGACCCUGGGAUAAAAAAUUAGACUUGGGAAAGGUUCAGGGGGAGGAGAUUGGAAAGCAGCUGCAUAUCUACGGCAAAGCCAAGAAAAGCAUCGUCUGGCUUCACGCGACCUCCUGGGAGCGGGAUUCGGCGAUUAAGAACUUGCUUCACCUGCGCAUACCGGACGACAAGCCCACAGAGGAAGACGAUAACCAGACACCAGCUGAGCUGGAGAGACACACCAAUAGCUUGAUGAGUCUUCUGAACCACGCGCACGGGACAGAGCGCUGGACGUGCUCCGGUUGGACCCUGCAGGAAGGCGUACUGUUGCACGAAACGGAGCUCGUCGACGGAUGCGGACAACGACUCUUCGGCAAGCACUUCUGGCUCAGCGACCGGGCCACUGUUGCGGAUCUUACUGUUCCAAUCACCAGAUUAGCCUGGGAGAUUGCCAUCGCCUACUUCAUCAAAUCGCAAGGGUAUGAGCCGGAUGUCGGGUCGCCGAUUCCUAAGCGCCCGCAUGUUUUCGCACAGCUACCGGAGCUGUGGUUGCGGCGGUCUCUGCAGACACUCACAGCCUCAGGCUUCGUCGCUUACUGGCAAAAUAGUCCCCUGGACAUCUUAGCCGGGAAGCGCGGGCGCAAGUUCGGCAAGAUCCAGGACUCUUGCUGGGCGCUUGUGGGCGCGUUGGGUAUUGAUAACAUUGAGGUCACAUAUGCUGAGGACUUUGGCAUGGACAAGGUCAAGCAGCGACUGCUGGAGGCGCUGUUUGACAAAUAUACGUGGGGGAUGUUGGCGCUGCCGUUCUCCGAGUCAAUUCAGGACGUAUAUACCGGAGUGGAACGGGGCUUUAGAUGGACAGAUGUGGCUGAUGGGGCGAUGCUGCCGGUGCAUGCGUUCUGCGUGGAGCAGAAACCCGCCGCUCCCGAUCCCAACCUCCGGGAGCUGGAACUCCUUAAGCUCAGUUAUACGAGAACGCACAAUCUGGCUGAAUAUACGGUGACCAUCCUAGGCCUGGGUUCUAGAGAGACCUUGGGCCCCGAUGACACAAACCGGGUUGAGGCCGAGGACUUGCCCGUCGAGCAGUUGUUGAGGGUUGCUGCUGCUGUCCUUCGCGCAGGUCAACUGCAGUCUUAUCUCCCAUCCUGCACAAAGGACGAACUGGCUGGGCUUGGGGAUGGGUGGGUUGCUGACGCCCCUGCUCUUGAGGCACAGGCGAUCAGCAUCCUUUCAUCCCAGAAACAUGAGCUGACGGAGCCAAAGUGGAUGCAAUGAUGAGCAGCCUGGACUCUCGCUACUAACGGCCGUAGCAGUGAGCAUCGAAAUAACGCGCCAGGAUACAACCGAGCCACACAACAGGGAUCUAGAGUCUUAGUACAAAGGAUUUCAGAUAG